This is a messenger RNA of Mangifera indica (mango), 929 nucleotides long. RefSeq lists its product as uncharacterized. The record is from RefSeq and is a predicted model, not a curated record. The coding region runs from base 35 to 664 and encodes 209 amino acids. Lineage: Eukaryota; Viridiplantae; Streptophyta; Magnoliopsida; Sapindales; Anacardiaceae. The transcript has a single exon.
AUUCACCCACAUCACACACAAAACAAAGAAAAAAAUGGUUAGCCCUUCACACCUAAAAUCUCUGCAACAACUUCAAGCUUUAUCGGUAAAGCCUUCUUCCUCCUCUUCUUAUUCUUCACCUUCUACCACCUUAACCUUCAUGAAAAUCAAAACCCUAAUCCAAACCUUCAUUUUCUCCCAUGUAUGCCGUCUUAUCCGCACUCUUGAAAAAGCAAAAUCAAUUUUCAUUGAGUUUUUGAAGGAUAAUAUUCACUCUGUGCACUUUAUUCUCCCUUCAAAGACAUCAAAAUUGAACAAGCACAAGAAGAAAAUAUUUUUUGGGUCUUUUCGGUUGCACUACAAUUGGUGUUCUUCGCAUGUCGCACCAGUGCCAGCACCUGUGUUAGACGAAGCGACGUAUUUUCAUUAUGAUUUGACGUGGAAUUCAAUGAUUCCUAUUGAACAAAGUGACCAUGAAAGAGAAUCUGAACUCUCAGAAUAUCUUAUUUGGCUCGAACAAAAGGUUCACGAUAACAAUAGUAACAAUAAUGCUUCAACUGAGCAGAAGAUGAAUGAAAUUGAUCGAUUGGCUGAUCUUUUCAUUGCAAAAUGCCAUGAAAAGUUCAGGUUGGAGAAGCAAGAGUCAUACAGGAGAUUCCAAGAGAUGCUCGCCAGAAGCAUGUGAAGAUGAAGUGUUUGUUACUUCUUAAUUUUGCUUUUCCACUCUUCUAUGUUUCCAUACAUUGGUGGGGUAAGCAAGUACAGUGACAAUUAUUGGGCUGAUUAGUUUAAUAUUUUGGGUUUUUAAGUUUAAUUUUUUGUAACUUUUAAUUAGCCUCAUGUUUUCGUUUAGUUAAAUAGAAGUGAGAGAUGGGAGAUUUUGAGAGAAUUGUACAUUAUGGUUUGUCCAUAUUUGUGUGCAAAUCUUAUCUGUUGUUUUGUUUUUUUUU